UCUUUUGAUAUUUUAUAGCUUAAAUAAUAAAUUAAUUAAUCAGGAUAAUAUUCUAAAGAUGAAAUGACAAUGGAAAUAAUCAGUAGCUGCAGCUUAAUGUGCUACAGCAUACAACAAAUACAUAUCAGGAGAAAAUUAAGAAAUAACAACCACAAAAUGACCUAUGCUGGCUGUCACCUUGGUGUACUGUUGGAUCAGAUAUGUCUGUGCCCGGGUCCGGGUCUCCGGUAUUUAUCUCCUCGGUCAGCGGGAAUGGGAGGGAUUGUGUGAUCCAGCAGGGUCACGUGUUCCGCCCUCAUCCCCAGUGAACACAGCGCUCACCUCGGGCUACAAAGACAGCGGCGGCGCGGUGCUCCACGCAGUCCUCCCUGUCGGAGCGGAGCGACUGUUUUCUUUUCUUUUUUUUUAACGUGUUGUUGCAGCGAAUAGAAAAGAAAAACACACACCUGGUGAAGGAUAUGCCUGCUUUAAGUCAGAUAUAAAUAAGAUAAAUAUGUUGAAGAAAGCUCCGUAGGGUCCGGUUUGUUUACUACAGAGUAACGGUUGUUCUAAUCCGGAUAAGCAACUCACCGAGGUCCGAGGAGGAAACACACUUUAGAGACACGAAAACGAAAUUCACACAAGUUUUAGUUUGACCAUUUCUUCUCGUUAAGUACUCGUGCACUAGUCUUAUUAACAGAAAUGGACCGAGGUGGCUGCCAAAUGAGCGGCGGUGGUGGUGGCGGCGAUGGGACCGACCAACCCGGCAUGAUCACGCUGGAGGACCUGGAGUCUUUCUCCGAGGAACAGCUGUCAGACUCGGGCAACGGCAGCCUCGAGGAAGAGGCAGAAACCAUGGAUGAAGGCGACGACCGACUGCUGCAUUACUGGCAGGAUGCGGCGAGGGGACACCAAGUGGAAGUUUCUGAGGAUAUGGCAGAGCCCAUUCAACAGCUAACCAGCAACAACCAAGGACGCAGUCAGAGAGAACACAUCCCGUUCACGCUCCUUUCACACAAAGAGAAGUGCGGGGAGCUGCUGUAUGAGAAACGCCAAUACGAAAAGGGCCACUGGGCUUGUAUUACACUGCGUGAGGACACUUACGAACAGAGCAUCUGCUAUGGUUUUAUGAGGAUAAUGAGGUACAUCUGCCAGCAGAACUCCUUAGGUGAAUACCUGGGCAUGACGCUCCCCAUCAUCACAGUGGUGCGCACAGAUGAGAACCACUCCGUGAUGUCUCAUGAUGUCACUGUGGCGUAUUUCCUUCCAGCUGAGCAUCAGGCCCAGCCCCCACAGCCUGCUGACAGUGAGAUCAUCAUAGAGAUCUGGCCCCCCACUACUAUAUACGCAAGGGCCUUCACUGGUCCAACCAAUGAAGUGACCAUCAUCAAUCAGAUUAAUGCCAUGGCAGAGCUUCUAGAUGCUCCUGGACUGUGCAUCUUAGACUCCUUCAUCGUGGCCGGCUACACCAACCCCGCUCACAGGAACCGCCAGAAUGAGAUCUGGUUCCUGCAGCGACCUGAGUAACAAGCGGAUUAGGCAGCAUCCCAUCCCUUGAGCCACAUAAAGACUCCCUUAACACUGCCGCGGCCCAGCUACAGCCUUAGAUGCAACAUCCUUUUUAGUUACCACCUUUACCUUUACCCCUCACUUAACACUCAGUGAAUUUUCAUUUACACAAGUUCUCAUUUCACCAUUAAGAACUGAACUAAACCGGUGCCACACAACUUAGCAUUUAUCUCCUGCUCUUACAUUGAGUGCACUCUUGUGAACACGGUGACCCUUGCGUGCUGUCAACAACAACCUUACACAGCAGAAGUAGGUUCCUAGUAGACAUGCAGCCUUAUCUAUAUGCUAUGUUUCUGUUAGUUGCACAGCUACAAUGUCCUGCCAUGUGGGGUAAAGGUCAAUGCACAACAGAGGUGCUGAGGUGAUUGCAGCUCUCAUCGUUGAUCCGUUCUUUCUUAAUCUCUGCACUGCAUACAGGAAUUCAUUCCAGGUUACGUCACACUGCAAAAACAACCAUUUUCAAGUGCAAUGUUUACCAGAUAAUCAAUAAUCAACAUGCCAGUUAUUACAGCUACGAGGUCACUAUGCUAACCCAGUCUAAGGGUGUGUUCAGGAGGAUGCAAUGGUGGGUCCACACGUGCAGCACAACCCGAUAAGACUACAUCCAGACCAGAACUUGUGGUUUAAACCAUAAAUAAGCUCAAUAGCUGACACUAAACGUAGAAAAUAACCACCAAUGACCAUAAUAUGUUCAUUGGAGUUUGUGUGUGAAUGUACCGUACCGCUUCUUAGAGAUAGUAAAAACAAAUGUCACAUGUCUCCAAACCAAACACUGAAAAAGAGUUUUAAUGCUGAAUGACAAUCAUGAAGUAUUUAUAUUCAGUAUUAUCCUUUUGUCUUAAGGCAUGUCGAUGCAAUGUCAUGUUUAUGUCCUCAGAAAUAGUUACCUCUAUACCUCUCUCUACUUGCUACUGUGUCUGUGUCAGUGUUAGUGUGUAUUCACUCAAAUAUUCAAAUAUUACUGCUGCUAAGUAGAGACGAUACAACAGGAAAAGACACAGAGCACAGAGUAGAUCUCUACACUGUGACUAAAUAGGAAAAUAUAUAUAUUUUGUUCAACUUAAAACUGCUUAAUGUUCUAUCAUCAAUCUAUUGAGAGUCUAUAAAGUUGAGUCAGAGUGAAAGAAAUAUGUAUGUUUAGUGUCAUUAUAUUAUAUGCAACAUAUGCAAUGUGAUGUACAUCAAACCAGCUACAGCUAGUGCAGUAAUGUAGGAAUGUUUCUUCUUUUUAAAAAAAAAGUACAUUUAGUGCUUGGGUAGCAGUGAAAUAAAACUGGCAACACACUAGCUAAAUCAUCACUGUGUGAAGAUUUCAGGACAGGGACACUGUAAAUGAUUAGACGUGCAGUUGUUAUUGAGGCCUAUUACAUGUCUGUAAAACUAACAGUGACUUAGUUAGUUCAUUUUAAAAAUGUAAAACAAAGUCAUCGACAGUUAAGGAGGUUAUUGGGUUGGGAAGGUUGCAUCAAGACACCAGAUCCAAAGAAUUUAUUUAUCAUUAAAUGAUUGUAGAGUCGACAGCCAUAGUGCGUAAACACUUGCAAAGCCAUGAUACGUACAUGUUGGUUGGCCCUUUAAGAGCCUGGUUAUGUGGGAACAUCAAGUGUGAGGAUUCAACUUUUUUUCCUUUGCUUAUUUUUUUCUAAGUGUUUUGCAAAUGUAUGCUGUACUGUGAAAAUUCAAGUGCAUCAACAAGAGCUACUGUGGUUUCCUUUGUUCAAUAAAUAUGUGCUUGUCUCCUG
This is a messenger RNA of Larimichthys crocea (large yellow croaker), 3290 nucleotides long. RefSeq names its product heme-binding protein soul3 (gene soul3). Lineage: Eukaryota; Metazoa; Chordata; Actinopteri; Sciaenidae. The coding region runs from base 682 to 1506 and encodes 274 amino acids. Gene Ontology annotation, molecular function: heme binding. The transcript has 5 exons. The record is from RefSeq and is a predicted model, not a curated record.